AUGGGUGACAAAGAUCAUCAUGCAUUCUAUUGCUCAAGCCACUACCUUCCUGUGUUCAUACAGCUCAAGCUUCAACAAGUUCUUACGACUCCUGAGGCUAAUAAGGCCGUGGAUACAGUAUCGGAAAAAAUAUCAAGAUACAUGUUGAGAAACUCGAGAAUUACUGCCCUCGUGCUACAAGCAGUAGCUCCAAUUCAUAAUAAUAUUUCUGCAGAAAACCUACUAUCUUCAUCUGAGACCCUUGAUGAGAAAUUUGAGGGAAUGAUCCCGGGCAUUACAGAUUCUGGCAGAGCCAGAUUUAUCGCUCAUAGUGAUAGUGAAGACGAAGAAAAGCUAGAGGCCCGCAAAUGCGAGAAACAUUAUAAAGCACAUAUAGGCGCAACCCAGCAUGACUUUAGGGCUCUUCAAGAGACGGCUCAUGGGCGUAAAGUCGGAAAUAUAUCUCAAAACACCGUUUGUCCACGACCCGGCAACUUCCAAACAAGGAAAAACAAGUUUUCCUUACACAAUUUCCCAAUAUAA
Molecule: messenger RNA, 522 nt
Organism: Lobosporangium transversale
Lineage: Eukaryota; Fungi; Mortierellomycota; Mortierellomycetes; Mortierellales; Mortierellaceae
Exons: 4
Coding region: 1-522 (173 amino acids)
Source: RefSeq, a predicted model, not a curated record